Brienomyrus brachyistius is the source of this 1086-nucleotide messenger RNA. It is a transcript of the gene srek1ip1, whose product is annotated as SREK1-interacting protein 1. The record is from RefSeq and is a predicted model, not a curated record. Gene Ontology annotation, molecular function: zinc ion binding; nucleic acid binding. NCBI's taxonomy places the organism in Eukaryota, Metazoa, Chordata, Actinopteri, Osteoglossiformes, Mormyridae. Bases 96 to 545 code for a protein of 149 amino acids. The transcript is spliced from 5 exons.
ACGGGUCGAUUAUGUGAAUUAUUGUUUGUUUCCCCUCGGUCCAUAUUUACUGACGAGCUCAGGAAGUUUUGAAAGUGCAGCAAUUCUGUAUCGCUAUGGCUUUGCCAGGACCCAAUAAGGACAACAUCAGAGCAGGAUGCAAGAAGUGUGGUUAUCCUGGACAUUUGACCUUCGAGUGUCGGAACUUUGUCAGGGUUGAUCCCAGGAAGGACAUCGUCCUCGACGUGAGUAGCACAAGUACUGAGGAGAGUGAAGAUGAAGAGCAGAAUGAUGGGACACCAGGUGACCCAAACACCAAGGGCUCCCAAAGCGAGGUGAGGAAAGUCCAACAGAAAAGGAAAUCGAGGGACAAAUCCCACAAGAAGUUAAAAAAAAGAUCACGGUCCUCGAGCGAUGAAGACGAGGAGGAUAACAAGAAGAGGAAGAAGCAAAGGUCCCACAAGAAGAAGGGCAAACGGGAGAAGAAGGAGAAACGGCACAAGAAGAAGGAGAAGAGACAGAGCGGACGCUCGUCGCCGUCGGAAAGUUCCGGGGACAGCGACUGAAGGUGUGCGUGAAGUGCCCCUUCGGCAGCCAAGCUCUGUCAUUUUAAACUGCAUACUGUUAAAUCACCGGAGAGUCAUGUUUUCUUGUUUUAUCAUGUUUGAUUGAGCCACAGUGGUGCAAUUGUUUGAUAUACACAGCAUUCCCUUUUCCUGAUAUCACAGGCCUGCUAUGCGGACGCUGUGAAUUAUUGAUAACAGUGGAGUACGUUUAAAACUGUCGUGCUGUACGUUUAAAAUAUGAAACACUGUUUUCUGCAAAAUGUGCUGACCUUCUGAAGAUAUUUUUCCAUCUUAAUUAUUUGCUUAGUAGAUUUUAUGUGUUGCGCUUACUGUUAGGUUUACUUUUCUAGUUUGUGUGUCAUGUAAUGAAUUCAUUCCUUAGGGUUCGAUCCUCCGACAUAAUUUUUUUCUUCUCAGGACUGGUUAAUUUCCAAGGCGUGUGCACAGCUGCAUUUUUACACUCGACAUCUAUUUGAAAUUCGGUGCAACAUUUUCCUUGCUGUUGAUGGUUUCAGUCUAAAUAAAGAUACUUCGAAUCCCA